CAUGUUUCCUGAUUAUAUAAGCUCAUAUCCGAUGAAGGAGGGUGAUUUCAGAUCGUGACAAAUUUAUGUGUACACAGUAUGCCUCCUGAUGUCAUAUAAAUACAACCUUCUGAUUACAUUAUUUGUACGCUACUUUCACAUUGCGAAAAUCACAAGCAAGUCAGCAAGUCAGUACAACACAACGAAUAAAGACGAGAAGCAAUGGGAUUCGUAAACUACACAUUUACAGUUUUUCUUUCAUUGCUGUCUUUUUCUAGAUUGGCGAUAAUAGUUGAAAGUUGCGUGUGUAUGCCAGCGCAUCCACAAAAUGCUUUCUGCAAUUCAGAUUUCGUCAUCAAAGUUACAAUAACCUCUAAACACCAAUAUUCACUGGUCGAAAAUUACCAACAAUAUGUCGAUAUGGGGCUCCCUCCCUUGCAGAUUGCUUUUUACAACAUCACUGUCAUGAAAAUUUUUAAAGGACAGUCUAACAUACAACAUUUACUGAGAGAAGAAGCUCUACCAAAGCUGUUGUGUACACAACAUCAAACGAUGGAGCAAAUUCCUGCAGUUUAUUGCUAAGAAAAGGAGGCAUCUAUUUACUUGGUUGCUGGAUGAUGCUUAGCAAGUGUGAUUUGAACAAUGAGUGGCACUUGCUAUCAGAACAAAUUAAGAAUGGUGUACACGGAGCAUAUGAGUGCGACUGUACUAUAGCGACAUGUGUGGAUGGUUACUGCGAUUACAAAAGCUCAUGCCAAUGGGAUGUUGCUGAUGAAUGUUCGGCCAAGUAUCGCAUGUGCGGCAGAAGAGGCAGCGAGUGCUCAUGGAUAUCCGAUGACCAAUAUACAAAAUGUUAGCCUUGGAGGCCAAUAAAUUGGUCCAAUAAUGUCUAAAAUAAUUUUAUUUUUUAUAAAAUUUUUGGUUUUACAAAGCAAAACCAAAAAUUUAAUUUACUUUGAAUUACGAUGACAUUUAGGAUUUUGUAUUUUCACUUCUACUUUCUGAUUAUUCAAAAUUCUUCCCAAUUAAGAGAAGUAAAGAGAAAGUAAAAUGAGUUAUUUUAAUUGUUAUAUUUAUUAUUAUUGACGCAUGAAUUAUUUUUGACGAAACUGAAUUAUAUAAAAGAUGACGAUCAUGACGAUAAGAAUUGUAAACAUAACGAUUAAAAAAUUAACAUGAAAAAUAUUGACACUGUAAAAGAGUACAAAUACACACACACAAUAAUUUAUGUUUUUUA
Messenger RNA from Hydractinia symbiolongicarpus, 1216 nucleotides. RefSeq names its product metalloproteinase inhibitor 3-like. Gene Ontology annotation, cellular component: extracellular matrix. The record is from RefSeq and is a predicted model, not a curated record. Lineage: Eukaryota; Metazoa; Cnidaria; Hydrozoa; Anthoathecata; Hydractiniidae. Gene Ontology annotation, molecular function: metalloendopeptidase inhibitor activity; protease binding. Gene Ontology annotation, biological process: negative regulation of endopeptidase activity; negative regulation of membrane protein ectodomain proteolysis. The coding region runs from base 202 to 561 and encodes 119 amino acids. The transcript has 2 exons.